AUGGGAAGCAUCGAUGCCACAGAGUUGGGUUCAGAGAAGAAACCAAAUCCAGGGAAAGCGACAAUUCUUGCUAUUGGAAAGGCCUUUCCGCAACAGCUAGUAAUGCAAGAGUAUUUGGUUGAUGGCUACUUCAAAACCACCAAUUGUGAUGACCCUGAACUCAAACAGAAGCUUACUCGUCUCUGCAAGACAACAACGGUGAAGACAAGGUAUGUAGUAAUGUCAGAGGAGAUACUAAGAAAGUAUCCAGAACUAGCCAUUGAAGGAGGAUCCACCGUGAAGCAGCGUCUUGACAUAUGCAAUGACGCUGUAACUGAAAUGGCUGUGGAGGCUUCUAGAGCUUGCAUCAAGAACUGGGGCCGUUCUAUUUCCGACAUAACUCACCUUGUCUACGUCUCUUCAAGCGAAGCUCGUCUUCCUGGUGGCGACCUCUACUUAGCCAAAGGGCUUGGUCUCAGCCCCGAGACGCACCGUGUUCAGCUCUACUUCGUGGGAUGCUCUGGUGGCGUUGCGGGUCUCCGUGUGGCCAAAGACAUAGCCGAGAACAACCCGGGGAGUAGAGUCUUGCUCGCCACGUCUGAGACGACCAUCAUUGGGUUUAAACCUCCGAGUGCCGAUAGACCGUAUGAUCUUGUUGGUGUAGCUUUGUUUGGUGAUGGAGCCGGAGCGAUGAUCAUCGGAUCCGAGCCGGAUCUGGUUCUUGAAAAGCCUCUCUAUGAGCUUCACACUGCAAUUCAGAACUUCCUUCCUGGUAAAGCUCUACAAGAUACUUUGCAUUCCACUGUAAACCUAUAUAACUUAACACUACUUUUCCAUGGUGCAGACACGGAGAAGACGAUAGAUGGAAAGCUAACGGAACAAGGGAUAAACUUCACGCUGUCUAGAGAGCUUCCACAGAUAAUAGAAGACAACGUGGAGAGUUUCUGCAAGAAGCUAAUAGGAAAAGCUGGACUGGCUAAUAAAGACUAUAACCAGAUGUUCUGGGCGGUUCAUCCAGGUGGACCGGCGAUCUUGAACCGAUUGGAAAAGCGGCUUAACCUUUCGCCGGAGAAGCUGAGUCCGAGCAGGAGAGCUCUCAUGGACUAUGGCAACGCAAGUAGCAACUCGAUCGUUUAUGUGUUGGAGUAUAUGUUGGAGGAGAACAGGAAAGCCAGGAACAUGAAGGAAGGUGACAACGAGUGGGGUCUGAUUCUGGCUUUUGGACCUGGUGUUACGUUUGAAGGCAUCGUUGCUCGAAACCUUGAUGUCUGA
Messenger RNA from Eruca vesicaria subsp. sativa (arugula), 1251 nucleotides. The record is from the annotation of a GenBank genome assembly. NCBI's taxonomy places the organism in Eukaryota, Viridiplantae, Streptophyta, Magnoliopsida, Brassicales, Brassicaceae.